GCGGAACAUAACUUCCCCUCUUGUCGCAGUAUUACGGUAACACGUCAUCAGACGUGCGGCCCUAUUGUCACCGUACCUGUGAGUGACGUCACCCCGGACCGGACAUCGCCGCGGCGGCAGCAGCUUCACCACAACAGACGACCGGACUGAGCUGAAGCCGUCAGUUCACGGGGAGUUCAUCAGUUCUCACUGGGACAGCGUCAAUGUUUCUGAACAGAACUCCUCCACGCGACUUCACUGGCCGUGUCCUCGAUGCCUCGAUGGAGAGCGUUCCUCGGUCAGUACCUGCGAUGGUCCAGCACCGUCACUCAGGCCCUCGUCCUGUCCGUCGUCACGUUCUGCAUCGUCCUCCCUCUGUGCUGCCAUCAGCUGCUUUACUCCUACUUCUUCAUCAAGUCCAUGUACCUGGACUCCAUGAGCGAGGACGUCCUGCGGGACAGUCUCAGCCGAGGUCAGGACGCCCUGCACUUCUGGCAGAGCGCUUCCGCCUCUGCGCCCACGUCCUCCAGACUCCGUGACAUCGCCCAGCGUCCCGAGCUGCUGGUCACCGUGGUGACGGUCCGGCGGAACGAGGGACGUGACUUCCACUACCUGCUCCAGGUGAUGCGGCAGCUGAGCGGCAUCGUGGGAGGCUGUGGGGAGCGGCGGUGUGCAGAGGUGCUCAUCUGCGACGUGGAAACUGGUCCCCAGGAAAACCAGGACGCCAAGCUGCUCGAGCCUCACUUCAGGGUGAUCCGGCGCUCGCCGCAGGAGCGGCAGAAGACCUGGGAACGGACCAACACCUUCGAGAGGGAGAAGAGGGAUUACGUCUUCUGUCUCCGCAAAGGAUGGGAGCUGGCGAAGCCGCAGAACAUGGUCGUCCUCGAGGACGAUGCUUUGCCGAGACCAGAUUUCUUCAGAGUUGUGAAGGACCUUGUGUCGCGACGCUUCGCCCUUCACACUCUCUACGUCAAGCUGUAUCACCCUGAGAGGCUGCAGCGCUACUGGAACCCGGAGCCGUACCGCAUCCUGGAGUGGGUGGGGCUGGGGCUGGUCGGAGCUACAGCCCUCCUCCUCACCUCUCCUUACUGGAACCCCCUCUCCUUCUCCUUCACGCUGUCCGUCGGCCACCUCCUCUUCUUCACCCUUUACUUCAUGGCCGCUGCCGAGCUGCUGGGGCGCCACUACCUCCUGGAGAUGCGGCGACUUUCCCCGCAGCUCUACGCCGUCUCUCCGGCCACCGAGUGCUGCACCCCGGCGAUGCUGUACCCCGGCAACGCCUCGCUCAGGGUGGCCGAGUACCUGGACGGCUCGUUCUGCGCCAAGGGAAACGCCAAAGACAUGGUUCUGUAUCACAUGGCGAGGACGAUCCCUGGGGAGAGGUCUCACAGCGUGGAACCCAACCUCAUCACCCACAUCGGGGCCUACUCCUCGGUCAGGGCAAACCCAUCCCGGCCCAAACUCCUCUGACAGAACUAGGAAAAAGAUCGGAUCUUAUUCCUCCUUUCUUAGUUCUACUCGUCUUUUCUUCCACGUCACCUUCUGGACUCUUCAGACGUUGAUCAGUGAGCCUCUUUCUCUUGACUGCGUCUCUGCGUUAGUGACGUACAGAAGUGGAAAAUGUCGCCCGACUCUGAAGGAGACGUAGAAUGACACGACACUAAAAUGUCAGACAGUUACGUUAACCUAGCAUUCUGCUGCUCACUCUGAAUGUGCCUUCAGUGUUUCUGUAGUUGGGACGAAACCGAUUGUGAAAUUCUGGACCAAUAGAAAUGUUUAAAAAUACUAUAAUGUCACUCAGUGGAGCGUUACUGUGGACGGGGCCCGACAACAACCUGUUACCUUUUGAUUUGGUUACAGAUGAAGUGGCAGUUCCGUUUACUUCCUUUAAUAUUACAUUAUUUACAUUACAUUCUUUUUCCUGACGCUUUUGUCCAAAGUGACCUACAAUCAAUCUACAAUCUACAAUCUACCCACUGAGCUAUACCAGCUGCUUCAAAGCCCUAGUCUGUGAUUUUUGUGAUUUUCGGGCGGCAUCUGGUGGUAAAGUUACAAGCUGCGACCAACUGAGCGACCGACAGGGGACACUUUAUGGUGUCGCACCG
This is a messenger RNA of Scophthalmus maximus (turbot), 2084 nucleotides long. It is a transcript of the gene pgap4, whose product is annotated as post-GPI attachment to proteins GalNAc transferase 4. Gene Ontology annotation, molecular function: glycosyltransferase activity. Bases 253 to 1449 code for a protein of 398 amino acids. The transcript is spliced from 2 exons. NCBI's taxonomy places the organism in Eukaryota, Metazoa, Chordata, Actinopteri, Pleuronectiformes, Scophthalmidae. The record is from RefSeq and is a predicted model, not a curated record. Gene Ontology annotation, cellular component: Golgi membrane. Gene Ontology annotation, biological process: GPI anchor biosynthetic process.